GGUCCCGUUGCCGCAUGCGCAAUGCGCUCUCCCGUCUUGACAGUGACGUUUCUCUCCACAGGUUCCAACACUCGAAGGUGAAAGGUCGCGGUUGGUGGCUCAAAGAAACCCCCAUGAUUCCUAUAUGCCCAGUAGUUUCUUUCACGUACGUGCCCGGCCGGCUAGGCGAAGAUGCCAAAAUGGCUACCAGUAACUACUUUGGAUUUGCCCAUGGUGGUGCUGCGCAGUACAGCCAACAGCCGGCCACUGGCAUUGCAUACUCUCAUCCAACCACAGCUGGCAGCUACACAGUCCACCAGGCCCCGGUAGCUGCACAUGCUGUGACAGCAGCCUAUGCUCCUGCAGCUGCUGCUACAGCAGCCAGACCUGUUCCUGCUGCUGCUGCUGCUGCAGCUGCUGCAGCUGCUGCCGCCACAGCAGCGUAUGGAGGGUAUCAAACGGCACAUACUGCAGCAGAUUAUGGAUACACACAGCGACAGCAAGAAGCCCCUCCACCACCUCCACCAGUCACAUCGCAAAAUUAUCAGGAUACCUAUACAUAUGUGCGUUCCACAGCACCAGCUAUCGCCUAUGACAGCAAACAAUACUACCAACAACCUGCUGCUGCAGCUCAGCCACAACCUACUGCUGCAGAGGCAUAUUAUCAAGCUGCUGCAAAAGCAGGAUAUAGUCAAGCUGCAACACAAUACACACAAGCUCAACAGACUCGACAAGUGACAGCGAUAAAACCAGCUACACCAAACCCAACUACUACCUUUACUGUUUACCCAGUGUCCACAACAGUGCAACCGGCUGCUGCAGCAGCUGCUACUGUAGUUCCAUCCUACACUCAGAGUGGUACAUACAGCUCAACUGCUGUGACUUAUACUGGAGCUACGUAUGCUGGAUAUGAAGCUGCAGUGUAUUCUGCUGCAUCUUCCUAUUACCAACAGCAGCAGCAGCAGCAGCAACAGCAACAAAAACAAGCAGCAGCUUGGGCUGGGACCACUUUCACUAAGAAAGUGCCAUUUCAAAAUAAACAGAAGCCAAAGCAGCCACCUAAGCAACCUCAGAUCCAUUACUGUGACGUUUGCAAGAUCAGUUGUGCUGGACCACAGACUUACAGGGAACAUUUGGAAGGACAGAAACACAAGAAGAAGGAAGCUGCUCUGAAAACUACUAACCAAAACAGCAAUACUGGAACAGCUCGUGGCAUUCAAAAUCAACUGCGUUGUGAGCUCUGUGAUGUUUCUUGCACUGGAGCUGAUGCUUAUGCAGCUCAUAUUCGUGGAGCAAAGCAUCAGAAGGUAGUCAAGUUACAUACCAAACUUGGCAAGCCCAUUCCCUCUACAGAACCAAGCAUGGUUAGCCAGACUACGACUACAACUACAGCUGGGACGUCUGUCAAGCCAGCUCCUCCAAACCCACCCGCAGGAUCCAGUAGUGGUACGGCUCCUGCAACUGCUACUAUUUCUACUGUUGUAAAGCCUAAUCCAGUUGCUGCUGUAUCUGUCAACAAUGUUGCUAACAAGCUGCUCGUUGCAAAAAAGGCACCAACUCCCAAGAUAACUUUUGUUGGUGGUAACAAGUUGCAGACUACAGGAACAGCUCCUACUAUAAUUGAGGAAGUCAAAGCCCCUGAAGUUAAAGUGGUAACGCCACCUGUUCAAGAAACCAAAUCAGAGGCAGUAGUGGAACCAAUGACAACACUUGCUGCAUUGCAGAGUGAUGUUCAACCUGUUGGUCAUGACUAUGUGGAAGAGUUUGCUUUGAGAUUAGUAGCAUUCCGUCAGAUUCACAAAGUUCUUGGAAUGGAUCCAUUACCUCAGAUUAAUCCACGUUUCAAUGUACGUAACCGAAAGAGGAGGAGGGACAACAGUGAUGGCACUGAUGGAUUGGAAGCAGAGGGAAAGAAGGAUAAAAAAGAUUUUGACAGUGGGGAAUUUUAA
This is a messenger RNA of Rhincodon typus (whale shark), 1928 nucleotides long. RefSeq names its product zinc finger RNA-binding protein. The transcript has 10 exons. Lineage: Eukaryota; Metazoa; Chordata; Chondrichthyes; Orectolobiformes; Rhincodontidae. Gene Ontology annotation, molecular function: single-stranded RNA binding; zinc ion binding; double-stranded RNA binding. Gene Ontology annotation, cellular component: precatalytic spliceosome. Bases 15 to 1928 code for a protein of 637 amino acids. The record is from RefSeq and is a predicted model, not a curated record.